This is a messenger RNA of Hydra vulgaris (swiftwater hydra), 2042 nucleotides long. RefSeq lists its product as uncharacterized. Lineage: Eukaryota; Metazoa; Cnidaria; Hydrozoa; Anthoathecata; Hydridae. The record is from RefSeq and is a predicted model, not a curated record.
CAACCAAUCAAAAAACACUUAAGAUAUGAUUACAACAAUCAGCAGCGUUCUACUGUCGUCACGUGAUUGCUUAUGAAAUUCGAUUCACUUGCGUAGACUGAUAGGAACGAUAGUUGAACUAGCGAAACGUUUUAAUCUUUCAGGAACCUUAUGCUCGCCGCUAGACGUUGUAAAAUACAUCUAAAGUUUCAGCUAGAAGCUGCGUUUAUACAGAAGGGAAGCCGCUUCCUUUGGGUUAAAGUUAGCUGCUUUAAAAUAUUACGCUAGAGUAAGCCCGUUGAUAUACUUGAGAAAAUAAUUAGAAAUAAGACGAAAAGGAAAAAAUGCACAACAGUUCAAUGGAUAAUAGCAUGAUAGUAUGGCGAAAAUGCACGCCGUUUUGUGACAAGUCCGUUGAGUGUCCUGAACAUCACGAGAUUCUUCAGGCUGUAGUAAAUUGUACAGAUCAGUUAGGACAUUUGUCUAAUUUAGAAGUUUUAAAAAAUAAUAUAGAAAAGAACGAGAGCAUGGGAUGGGACAAGAACUCUGAAAUACCUGACCCUGUCAGGGAAAAUUGUUUGCCUCUGAUACACUGGGCCGCUUCUCUUGGAAAAUGCAAUGCUUUAGAAUGGAUGUUAAAUUCAGGUUUUGAUUCAAAAGUAACAAGCUCUUUGCCCGAAAGUCUAGGAGAAAACGCUCUCCAUCGGUGCGUCAUUUUUCUAUACAAAUCACGUCCAAAGUUUACUACAAAAGAGUUGCGACCAAAAUUUCGAAAAGUAUGUUCACUUCUUUCAAACUUAUUGUCUAUUCCGGAAUUUUUAAAUAGCAACACGCCUUUGCACACUGCAGCAACCAUGCUAUUGAACUCAGAUUCUCGUUUAGUAUUUUUUGUAACAGCUAUUGAUGUAAUGGCUGCGCAAACUCGUGAAAUGUCAGAAGAACAGCGUUCAGCGGUGCUAGAUAGCAGAAAUAACGAAGGCAAUACUUGUCUUCAUAUUUUAGCUCAUAUACAUGAAAAAGGAAAAAUAGAUUAUGCAUGCCAAUCGAUUGCUGCUCUUUUAAGAGCCGGAGCGGACAAAACUAUGAAAAACGACAAUGAUCAAACUCCAUUAGAUAUAGCUAUACAAAAAGGGUGCAAUAGUAUAGUUGACGAACUUGUCAAGAUAGUAUAUCCGUCUCAUACUACGUCAACGUCCGGAGAUUGUCAUGAUCCUCGUUCGUUAAUGACAAUGGUAGAAAUUCCAUCAAGGUCAAGGGCAAGUCCAAUAAGUUCACUUUCACUACAAAGACCAUAUUAUUCGUCAGAUAUAUCUCGAUCUCCUACUCGGAGUCGUUCACCUCUUCACGGUUCUCCUGAUUCCCCAGGUUUACACUCGCAUUAUAACGACAGAGAUUUACCAAUGGUCGAACCUGGUCUGUAUAAAAUAAAGCAAGAAGGAGAUUUAAAAAUAGACUCAGCGGAUAGCAGUCAAAAUGGACAUAUUUAUCCGAUGAGUCCUUCUUCGCUUUCAGACUCAAAUUUUGACGUAAAUUCCCCAUUGCUAAAUCAUCUUCGCGAAGCUGGCCUAUUAAGCGAAGUCUCAAAUUUGUUAGGACGAGCUAAAGCAAGGGACGAAGGCCAACUUCGCAGAUAUCAACAACAAGCAAAAGAUUUAGAUACUCAGAUAGUCUAUAAACUAAAGGAAAUUGAUAGAAUUAACCAAGAAGUCGAAACUCUACGAUUGAAAAGAAACCGUUGUGACGAAGAGGAAGCUAGUUUACGAAAGAGGUUAGCUUCAUGUUCGAGCGCUAUAAGAGAGCUUCCUAGAGAAAUGAUUUCUGGACACAUAAAAUCUUCCGCUUCGCCUCCUAUAUCAUCAAACACACUCUAGAACAUUUUAUCAAAAUUACGAAAAAAAAAUUAAAGAAAUUAUGAUUGAAAAAAGCGAAAUUGGUUGUUAAUUUUGUAUAUAAUAUAUUGUGUUUCAAUUAAUUGACAGAAAUCCUUUUGUUUUGUCAUUUUAACUUGUUAAAUCUUAAGUUUGUCUAUAUUUUUUGUAAAUAUAAUCAGGAUUAAUUUUUUA